Limanda limanda (common dab) is the source of this 1194-nucleotide messenger RNA. Its product is annotated as serine protease 27-like. Gene Ontology annotation, molecular function: serine-type endopeptidase activity. The record is from RefSeq and is a predicted model, not a curated record. NCBI's taxonomy places the organism in Eukaryota, Metazoa, Chordata, Actinopteri, Pleuronectiformes, Pleuronectidae. Gene Ontology annotation, biological process: proteolysis. The transcript has 6 exons. The coding region runs from base 1 to 1194 and encodes 397 amino acids.
AUGACCACCCUGCAGUACCUCUGUGGACCCCCUAGGGGUCACAGGCCCCCUGUUGAAGACUCUGUUGAAGAGCAGACUCAACUUGUUAUACGAGAGUAUUACAGGGAUUCUCAGGAAUCUCUGAACAAUGGAGCUCACCUGGCGUCUUUUGACACGGAGACGCAGAUCCCCUGCGGCCGGGCUCCCGUCAACACCAGGAUCGUAGGCGGUCAAACUGCGGCUCCAGGAGAUUGGCCCUGGCAGGUUUCUUUGGUCUCGGGAGGAGAGCACGAUUGUGGGGGGUCACUGAUUAACGACCAGUGGGUGAUGACAGCUGCACACUGCAUUUCAGGGUCAGGAAGUGGUGUAACGGUUUACCUGGGCCGCUUCAACCAGUCAGGUCCAAACCCCAAUGAAGUGUCACGGACGAUCGCUCAGGCCAAGUGCCAUCAGUCAUACAGCACCCUGACCAACGAGAACGACAUAUGUCUCCUGAAGCUGUCGUCACCUGUGAACUUUACCGACUACAUACAACCUGUUUGUUUGGCCGAUGCAAACAGCACCCUACACUCUGGGGUCAGCACCUGGGUCGCUGGUUGGGGCAACACUCGCCCUAGUGGGGCGAGCGCCUCCAACACCCUGCAGGAGGCUAAUCUGGAUAUAGUGGGAAACCAAGAGUGUCAGUGCAACAGCAUAUAUGACAUCACAGACAAGAUGAUCUGCGCUUGGGUCCGAGCGGGCGGAAUUGACUCGUGUCAGGGAGACUCAGGGGGCGGACUGGUGACAAAGGUUGGUUCAGGCUGGGCCGCGGUUGGAAUCGUGAGUUUUGGUGACGGCUGCGCUAAGCCCAACGUUCCGGGGAUCUACACCCGUGUGUCCGAGUACAAGGAAUGGAUCAGCAACAUCAUCGGCAGUGACGAGCCAGGCUUUGUUAACGCUUCCUCCACCGAGGUCGACAAAGACGCAAACUUUACCUGUUCAACCGCAGCACCACCGACCGCUUCCUCCACCCAAACCGUCUUCACCAAUCACACCCGCCCCUCAACCAUGCCCGUAUCCUGGACCCACCCUUACACCCGCCCCUCAACCACAAACCAUUCCACAACCGACGAUAAGAGCAUUUUUGGAGGUGGUGAAAAUCUGAUCCACUUCACUCACUUCACCUCACUCUGGGUUCUUGCUCUAUCGGUCUAUGUGCUGGUCGGUCAUGCAUAA